Messenger RNA from Marmota flaviventris (yellow-bellied marmot), 1538 nucleotides. It is a transcript of the gene Ca11, whose product is annotated as carbonic anhydrase 11. NCBI's taxonomy places the organism in Eukaryota, Metazoa, Chordata, Mammalia, Rodentia, Sciuridae. Gene Ontology annotation, biological process: one-carbon metabolic process. Gene Ontology annotation, molecular function: carbonate dehydratase activity; zinc ion binding. Gene Ontology annotation, cellular component: basolateral plasma membrane. The record is from RefSeq and is a predicted model, not a curated record.
AGCGAGAGGCAGCAGCAGAGAGGGAGAGGGAGGAGGCGAGGAGCAGGAUGCAGACGAGGAGUUAGGAGGCUUGGGGGAGCUUGAUGAAAGAAACGGAGAGGGGGUGUGGAUUCGAAACCAAGAGGGAACCCGGGGGCCAGCAGAGGCAGACAGGAGGAUCAGGAGGUAGAGGGAGAGUGGAGGUUUGGGGGCCGGGAGGAGCGCUGAGAAAGCAGAGGAGCGGGCCAGGGGUGCAAGUCCCUGGCAUUUGGGGAGCGAGGCUCCCAGUGGGGAGGAAGGCUGAAGUCCUGGAGGAACAAAUCUCCGACAGGGGAGGGUGUAGCUGAGGGGGGGCAGGGCAGCGGGAAGGGGUCGCUCCGAGGCCUCCCGGGGAUGGGGGGUGCAGCUCGUCUGAGCGCCCCGCGAGCGCUGGUACUCUGGGCUGCCAUGGGGGCGGCAGCGCACAUCGGACCAGCACCUGACCCUGAGGACUGGUGGAGCUACAAGGAUAAUCUCCAGGGAAACUUCGUGCCAGGGCCUCCCUUCUGGGGCCUGGUGAACGCAGCCUGGAGUUUGUGUGCCGUGGGGAAGCGGCAGAGCCCCGUGGAUGUGGAGUUGAAGAGGGUCCUUUAUGAUCCCUUUCUGCCCCCCCUGAGGCUCAGCACUGGGGGAGAGAAGCUCCGGGGAACCCUGUACAACACUGGCCGCCAUGUCUCCUUCCUGCCUGCACCCCGGCCUGUAGUCAAUGUGUCUGGGGGUCCCCUCCUUUAUAGCCACCGACUCAGCGAACUGAGACUCCUGUUUGGAGCUCGAGAUGGAGCAGGUUCUGAACACCAGAUCAACCAUCAGGGCUUCUCUGCUGAGGUGCAGCUAAUUCACUUCAAUCAGGAACUCUAUGGGAAUCUCAGUGCAGCCUCCAGGGGGCCCAAUGGCCUGGCCAUUCUCAGUCUCUUUGUCAAUGUGGCGGGUAGCUCAAAUCCAUUCCUCAGUCGCCUCCUCAACCGGGACACCAUCACCCGCAUCUCCUACAAGAAUGAUGCCUACUUUCUUCAAGACCUGAGCCUGGAGCUCCUGUUCCCGGAAUCCUUUGGCUUCAUCACCUACCAGGGAUCUCUCAGCACCCCACCCUGCUCUGAGACCGUCACCUGGAUCCUCAUUGACCGGGCCCUCAAUAUUACCUCCCUACAGAUGCACUCCCUGAGACUCCUGAGCCAGAAUCCUCCAUCCCAGAUCUUCCAGAGCCUCAGCGGUAAUGGCCGGCCCCUGCAGCCUUUGGCCCACAGGGCCUUGAGGGGCAACAGGGACCCCCGGCACCCUGAGAGGCGCUGCAGAGGCCCCAACUACCGCCUGCAUGUGGAUGGUGCCCCCCAUGGUCGCUGAGACUCCCCAUCGAAGAUUGCGUCCGGCCGUCCCAAACCUCCCUAAGAGGGGAGGCGAGUUACCCCAAAACAAAUCUAUUAAAGGGACAGAAUAUUUCCUGUUUCUCAGUGGUCUGAUUGUAAGGCGCGGUGAGGGAAAUAAUGGAUAUUAAAGAACUAAGGUCUUCCUCCCAAAACCAA